This is a messenger RNA of Penicillium olsonii, 1038 nucleotides long. Lineage: Eukaryota; Fungi; Ascomycota; Eurotiomycetes; Eurotiales; Aspergillaceae. The record is from the annotation of a GenBank genome assembly.
AUGUCCCACAACACUCCCAUUACAGAGAAACGCCGCGUGCUGGUGGUGGGGUCAGGGGGUGUGGGGACAAUGGUCUCUGUCGCCCUCGAGCGAUCGAAUAUGGCAUCAGUCACAGCUGUACUCAGGUCCAAUUAUGAGCAAGUUACUCAGCAUGGAUUCGAGAUUGAAUCCAUCGACCAUGGGAGAUUGUCCAACUGGAGACCAAGCGCAGUUGUCAACUCGGUCCCCAUGGCUGAUCUCAAGGCUCCGUUUGACUAUGUGAUUGUGACAAUGAAAAACAUUCCCGAAGUAAACAAUAUCCCCAAGAUCAUCGCACCAGCAAUCACGCCGGGUCACACAACAAUCGUACUGUUCCAGAACGGCAUGUACAUUGAACCGCCCAUAAUCGAAGCUUUCCCAACAAAUGCUGUACUAUCAGCACCCAGCUAUAUUGGCGCACAUGAGCAUAAUGGACAUGUUGUACAUGAUGAUCACGACAACUUCCAUAUAGGCGUCUUCCACAACACAUCGCUAGACGAAGCAUCCGAGCGAGAAAAGCUAGAGGAAUUCGCAAGGAUCUACAACGGAAGCAAAGUGGUGGACGCAAACAUCGUGGACGACAUCGUGUUUUAUCGCUGGCGGAAAUUGCUCUGGAAUGGAGUUUUUAAUCCAAUGUGCGCCAUUACGCAGCUGAACAGUGGUGCAAUCCGAACAUUCGGUGGCGAGCACAGCUUGAUUAGACCAGGGAUGAUGGAAAUGGUGUCCAUCGCCAGGGCCGAUGGCUAUGAUCUUGGGCCUGGUAUUGUGGACGAGGUCAUCGAUCGCCCGCCAAUUGAACUAGCCUUUCGUCCCAGCAUGCUUGUGGAUGUGGACAAAGGCAAUCCGAUCGAGGUGGAGGUCAUUUUGGGUAACGCGUUGGGUGUUGCGAAAGAGAAAGGUGUUCCGACGCCACUCUUGGAUACCACAUACCGGUUCUUGAAGCUCAUUCAGGCGCGGCUGUUGGCUGCAAGGGGGCUGGUUGUUGAGCCGAAAGAGCUACCAACCACUGAUUUGAUAUAA